Molecule: messenger RNA, 1534 nt
Organism: Cynocephalus volans (Philippine flying lemur)
Lineage: Eukaryota; Metazoa; Chordata; Mammalia; Dermoptera; Cynocephalidae
Gene: EPHX3
Product: epoxide hydrolase 3
Exons: 7
Coding region: 78-1160 (360 amino acids)
Cellular component (GO): intracellular membrane-bounded organelle
Molecular function (GO): hydrolase activity
Source: RefSeq, a predicted model, not a curated record
CGCCGCUGCUGCGGGUGUCCCCGACCCAAGCCCCCGACCGCAGCGCCGCCGCCGCCGUCGUCCCGGAGCGCGGCGACAUGCCCGAGCUGGUGGUGACGGCGCUGCUGGCGCCGUCGCGCCUGGCGCUGCAGCUGCUGCGCGCUUUCACCUGGAGCCUGGUGUACGCGGCGGCGCUGCUGGCGGCGGCCGUGUACGGAGGCAUCGCGCUCGCGCACGUGCUGUGCCGGCCCCGGCGCGGCUGCUGCGGACGCCCCCGGCGCGCGGCCCCCGCCUGUCGAAGCGACCCCGCGCUGGGUGAGCACUGCUUCCUGAGCCUCAAGAGCUCGGGCCUGCGCCUGCACUAUGUCUCCGCUGGACGUGGCAAUGGGCCCCUCAUGCUGUUUCUACACGGCUUCCCCGAGAACUGGUUCUCCUGGCGCUACCAGCUCCGGGAGUUCCAGAACCGCUUCCACGUCGCGGCUGUGGACCUGCGUGGCUACGGCUCCUCGGAUGCGCCACGGAACGUGGACUGCUAUACCACCGAUCUGCUGAUGGCAGACAUCCAGGAUGUCAUCCUGGGCCUGGGUUAUUCCAAGUGCAUCCUCGUGUCCCACGACUGGGGUGCUCUCCUCGCCUGGAAUUUCUCCAUCUAUUACCCUUCCCUGGUCGAGAGGAUGGUUGUGGUCAGCGGUGCCCCCAUGUCGGUGUACCAAGACUACUCUGUGCGCCACAUCGGCCAGCUCUUCCGUUCGAACUACAUGUUCCUGUUCCAACUUCCCUGGCUACCUGAGAAGUUGCUGUCCAUGUCUGACUUCCAGAUCCUGAAGACCACCCUCACCAACCACAAGACAGGCAUUCCACACCUGACCCCCAACGAGCUUGAGGCCUUCCUUUAUGACUUCUCACAGCCUGGUGGCCUCACUGGGCCCCUCAACUAUUACCGGAACCUUUUCAGGAACUUCCCCCUGGAGCCCCAAGAGCUGGCUACACCCACGCUGCUGCUGUGGGGAGAGAAAGAUCCCUACUUGGAGCCGGGGCUGGUGGGAGCCAUCGGCAGCCGCUUUGUGCCAGGCCGGCUGGAGGCCCACAUCCUGCCAGGCGCAGGGCACUGGAUCCCACAGAGCAACCCUCAGGAGAUGCACCAGUACAUGUGGGCCUUCUUGCAAGACCUGCUGGACUAGUGGCCCUCAGGGGACUUGCCAGGUGCACAGGCACACAGACACUUGGGAACAUACCCGCCAUCUGCAUGUGCCUGGAAGUCCAGACAAUGUACGUACAUGAAUGGACUCCUGGAUCACCCACAAGCAUGAGACUCCUAGAUCGCACAAAAAUGUAUCUAUGGGUGCUUCCAGGCACCAACCCCUAUGCUCACACACAGGCGAGGGUAUGUACAUGUGUGAGCAAGCACUUUGACCCUGGGAACUGGUGUGCCUCUCCUCCAUGAAGCCAGUGUCCUACCUACCCCCUCCUGAGGGCCCCACUCUUGCCCAAGUCAGCCCUCCUGGUUGCACAAACCACAGACUGGCCUUCCUGUUUCUGGCUUGCACCUCCAGUC